Messenger RNA from Desarmillaria tabescens, 1432 nucleotides. RefSeq names its product Six-hairpin glycosidase-like protein. Lineage: Eukaryota; Fungi; Basidiomycota; Agaricomycetes; Agaricales; Physalacriaceae. Gene Ontology annotation, molecular function: glucan 1,4-alpha-glucosidase activity; starch binding. Gene Ontology annotation, biological process: polysaccharide metabolic process. The transcript has 10 exons. The record is from RefSeq and is a predicted model, not a curated record. Bases 194 to 1309 code for a protein of 371 amino acids. Gene Ontology annotation, cellular component: fungal-type vacuole.
GCGACGCAUCGUUGCAGUCCUCCAUUGAAGACAUUGUCGAGGCCCAAAUAGAGAUUCAGCAAGUUCCUAAUCCUUCAGGCAACUCUAACAUCAGGUGGACUUGGAGAACCAAAAUUCUAUGUAAAUGAGACAUGCUUUUGUCGGUGAAAUAGGACGUCCACAACGUGAUGGACCUGCUAUCCGCGCAAUAUCUAUGAUCGCUUGGGCUAAUUAUCAUCUAUCCCAGAAGAACAUCUCGUACGUGGAAAAUCUUGAUCUGGACUAUGUCUCUAUCACAUCUGGGGAGAAGGUGCUGUCGUCGUCGUAUUGGACCUUCGGUAGCUUCAGCACCGAAGCUUUGCGCCAAGGAGUCGUAUUGGGUGUCACCAUCGGGGAUACUCUGCUGUGUUUCAUGCAGUCCUACUGGAACACCAAUGAAUAUAUGACUGCGAACACUGGGAGUGGCCGGACAGGUCUCGACUGGAAGCACACCCUCGCAAACCUUCUCGCCUACAUAGAUUCCUUCGGUGUAUUCCAGACUAACUAUGGUGUUCCUCAAAACAAUGCAACAGCCAUUGGUCGAUAUCCUGAAGACAGGUACAUGGGUGGUAACCCUUGGUAUCUUACCACAUUUGCUGUUGCUGAGCAGCUAUACGACGCUCUCAAUGUCUGGCAGCAGCAGUCUUCGUUGACAAUUACACCUUUGUCUCUUCCUUUCUUCAGACGUUUUACAGAUAGCGCGGAAGUAGGAACCUAUCUCGCCUCUAGCCCCUUCUAUAUAUCCAUGACCGAUUACAUUCGCAACUACGCCGAAGGCUUUAUCUCUGUUGCCGCCAAAGCUACGACUUCCGAUGGUGUACUUACGGAGGAGUACAGCAGACUGUCAGGCUACAGCGGUGGUUUCGGUCAGAACCCGUAUUCGUGGAGCGACGUCGCUGCGUUGACUGCUUUUAGCGCGCGCAGCGGAAGCGUUGCUGACCCUUGGGGUGCUCACGAAGUAUCACUCUCGUGUUCGGGACAGACCGGUAGCUGGAAUUCGGAUGCUGGACUAGUCACAGUUGACUUUUACCUGCAUCUUGAUGCAUACUGGGGAGUGAUGGUAUACCUGUCCGGGUCGAACGAAGCCCUAGGAAGCUGGUCAACAGACAAUGCUAUUCCAAUGUCGCCAUUCAACAGUCCGAUUUGGAGCGUAACUUUGCAGCUCAAAGCAAACGAAACACUGGAAUACAAGUACUUCACCAAGUGGGGGGGGGGCGGCCCCGCCGCUAUGGGAGGGCGGAUCCAACCGGCUUCUUGCGUUGCCAGGUGGAGGGUAUGUGUAUCAAAAUGAUACAUGGGUGUGAACGGUGGAUAGGUGGUAUUCCUUGGUGAAGUCCAUAGAAUCUUAACGGUCGAAGAUUCAAGCCUUUCUUAGUACCGAAUCUGUGCGAUUAUAGAUCUUAGUGGAAGCAAC